Messenger RNA from Dama dama (fallow deer), 1189 nucleotides. RefSeq names its product proteasome 20S subunit alpha 4 (gene PSMA4). Gene Ontology annotation, cellular component: cytosol; nucleus; proteasome core complex, alpha-subunit complex. The coding region runs from base 158 to 943 and encodes 261 amino acids. The record is from RefSeq and is a predicted model, not a curated record. Gene Ontology annotation, biological process: ubiquitin-dependent protein catabolic process. NCBI's taxonomy places the organism in Eukaryota, Metazoa, Chordata, Mammalia, Artiodactyla, Cervidae. The transcript has 9 exons.
CUGCCCCGCCCCCGGCGGAUCUGCGCACGCGCGGGGGCCAUAUUAGCAGCGGAUACUCGGGCACUGUCGGUGUGUCUUUCUCGCGGAGAAAGGUGCUCGGUAUCGGUCUCCACGCUUCAGCGUCUUCCCUCCGGAAUUAUCAUAAACAUAAGAAAACAUGUCUCGAAGAUAUGACUCCAGGACCACUAUAUUUUCUCCAGAAGGUCGCUUGUACCAAGUUGAAUAUGCCAUGGAAGCUAUUGGACACGCAGGCACCUGUUUGGGAAUUUUAGCAAAUGAUGGUGUUCUGCUUGCAGCAGAGAGACGCAACAUCCACAAGCUUCUUGAUGAAGUCUUUUUCUCCGAAAAAAUUUAUAAACUGAAUGAGGAUAUGGCCUGUAGUGUGGCAGGCAUAACUUCUGAUGCUAAUGUUCUGACGAAUGAACUGAGGCUCAUUGCGCAAAGGUAUUUAUUACAGUAUCAGGAGCCGAUUCCUUGCGAGCAGUUGGUCACAGCACUGUGUGAUAUCAAACAAGCUUAUACACAGUUUGGAGGAAAACGUCCUUUCGGUGUUUCAUUGCUUUACAUUGGCUGGGAUAAGCACUAUGGCUUUCAGCUCUAUCAGAGUGAUCCUAGUGGAAAUUAUGGAGGUUGGAAAGCCACAUGCAUUGGAAAUAAUAGUGCUGCAGCUGUAUCAAUGUUAAAACAAGACUACAAAGAAGGAGAAAUGACUUUGAAGUCAGCACUUGCUUUAGCUAUCAAAGUCCUAAAUAAGACCAUGGAUGUUAGUAAGCUCUCUGCUGAAAAAGUGGAAAUUGCCACACUAACAAGAGAGAAUGGAAAGACUGUCAUCAGAGUUCUCAAACAAAAAGAAGUGGAACAGUUGAUCAAAAAACAUGAGGAAGAAGAAGCUAAAGCUGAGCGUGAGAAGAAAGAAAAAGAACAGAAAGAAAAGGAUAAAUAGAAGACAAAAUCAGGGAUUUUAUAACUCAUUUGGGGAACCGUUUCAGUGUAAAGGCUGUCCUACUCUUCCACAUUGAGAAAGCUUUGACUUUUUUAACUUGUCUAGUGGGAAAAUAGGAUGGUACCAACUGAAUUGGGUCCUUGUUAUUUCUGUCCAGGUGAAUAUUGUAAUAAUGAUUACUCUUUAUGGACAUCUUAAUCACCCUCUCCCUCCUCUUUUUUGAAUAAAAUUUGGAGAGAAUGGAAA